AUGGCGACCAUAGCGACCAUCAUGGGUGAGCAACGGCCAUCCCCGCAACAGGUUGCCGACGAGAAGAAGUUCUCGCGCGUGACGGCAAAGAGCCUCGAGAAGGUAGACGCGGAGCACGUGCCGGAAGAGCUCAAGUGCCCGAUCACCAAGCGGCUCUUCGAGGACCCGGUCGUGCUGCCCUGCUGCGGCGCCUCCGUCUCGGGCAGCGCGCUCACGCAGGCGCUGGUGGAGGACCCCGCGUCGGGAGGGACGCGCUGCGUGCUCUGCGCGACCACGGGCGUGCGCGUGGACGAGGUCGUGCCAAACAAGCACGCGCGCGAGAUGCUGCGCGCGCUCUACGAGGACGUCAAGCACGCAAAGGCGGACGCGGCCGCCGAGCCGGCGGCGAACGCCGCAGAGACGUUCGUCCCCGAGGCGGGCGCCGCCGCCUCUGGCGUCGUCAAGAGCGAGUCGGCGGCGGCGGCGGCGCCAGACGACGAUUGGGGGCCGCUCGAGCCGGCGACGGCGGGGAUGGGGGGGAUGCCCAUGGGGGGGAUGCCCAUGGGGGGGAUGCCCAUGGGCGGGGUGCCCAUGGGGGGGAUGGGCUUUGGCGGUGGCGGGGGCAUGCCCAACGACAACAACGGCGGCCACGGGCACCGGCCGGGCGACUGGGUGUGCCCGAACUGCAGCGCCAACGUCUUCGCCUCGCGGCACAGCUGCUUCAAGUGCAACACGCCGAAGCAGGUCUGGUUCCAGCAGCAAGCCAUGCUGCAGCAGCAGAUGAUGCAGCAGCAGCAGAUGAUGCAGCAGCAGAUGCUGAUGAUGCAGCAGAUGCGGGGCGGGGGCAUGCAAGGAGGAGGCAUGCAGAGCGGAGGAGGGCCGAUGCAGAUGCCGCACCGCGGACAGCAGAUGCCGCGACCAGCGCAAGGCCCAGGAGGCGGAGGAGCCCGAAACUCAGACUCUCACGCCGCUGCUAUCAUGUCACAGGCGCGUGAGCUGAUCGACUCCGUCAAGCGGAGGCGCGAGCGGGAGAGCGGCGGCGGCGACUUCAACGGCGUGGUGGUGAAGGUGGAGGGGCAGCCGGCAAAGGAGCGCGACGCCCAACUGCGCGCCGCGGCGAUCGACGUGGACAACGACGCGCAGAGCUGCUCCGCUGGAGGCGCCGCCGAGCCGCACCACCCGCCGCCCGUUGGCCAGGUGCGGCGGCUGCCGAGCGGUGUCUCGUUCGGGGACGACGAGGACGGCCUCCUGGCCUUGGGCCAGGAGUCGUGACAGUUGUGUGUUUGUGUCCGUUGAGAGGUAUUUACGCCAGGGGCGCGCACAGAAACUGGGAGUGGGACCCCCCCAUGCUAUAUCGGUGUCGCUAACGGGUGUGUGCGUGGCACCAGCGUGGGCGCCUGGGCGCGUGCCCCGGCCGUCAAGCGGCGCCCAAACCCAUCUCUCAA
Messenger RNA from Emiliania huxleyi CCMP1516, 1424 nucleotides. RefSeq lists its product as hypothetical. Gene Ontology annotation, molecular function: transcription coregulator activity; RNA binding; ubiquitin-protein transferase activity. Gene Ontology annotation, biological process: regulation of DNA-templated transcription; protein ubiquitination. Gene Ontology annotation, cellular component: nucleus. The coding region runs from base 1 to 1251 and encodes 416 amino acids. The record is from RefSeq and is a predicted model, not a curated record. The transcript has 5 exons. NCBI's taxonomy places the organism in Eukaryota, Haptophyta, Isochrysidales, Noelaerhabdaceae.